CACCGCCAGGCGCCACUGCCAUCGCUGACAGUAUGGAAGACUACGAAAGCGUCUUGCUCGUUAAAAACGAAGUUUUCGUCUACAAAAUACCACCAAGGACGACAAACAGAGGUUACAGGGCUGCAGACUGGAAACUUGACGCUCCAGAAUGGAAAGGGCGAAUGAGAUUAGUCGUGAAAGGAAAGGAGUGCAUUCUGAAGCUCGAGGACAAGAUUUCGGGUGAACUGUUUGCCAAGUGCCCAAUAGACAAGUACCCAGGUAUUGCAGUAGAGGCGGUGAUGGAUUCAAGCCGCUACUUUGUCAUUAGGCUGCAAGAUGACAACGGCCGUGCAGCAUUCAUUGGUAUUGGUUUCGCGGACCGCGGUGAUUCGUUCGACCUGAAUGUUGCCCUUCAAGACCACUUCAAGUGGUUGGAGAAGACUGAGGAAUUGGAAAAAGGCGGCAGUGAUCCCGCUCAGCCACAUUUGGACCUCAGCUUCAAGGAAGGCCAAACAAUCAAGAUCAACAUGAACAUUGGUCAGAAAUCUGGCUCGGGAAAAAGCAGACCCAGGGCACCCACAUCUGGCAGCGGUGGAGGAGGCAUUGGCUUGCUUCCGCCACCACCGGGAGGCGUCAAAUUGCCUCCGCCAACCUCGCAGCUCAGCAGUGGCCUCCGACCGCCUCCGUCGAGUCCAGCCACGGCUCAGACGCCCGAGGGCAACAGCAACCCCUGCUCACCUGCCUCCUCGUCCUCCCAGCCUGCAGCUGCCGGAGGAGUGGGGAACUUGUUGGACCUGAGUCCGCCGAAGGAGAGUGCCCCUCCGCUUCUGUCCGGGGACGGUCCGUCCGGCAAUGCGGCAUCGGUAGCACCGGCAGCAGUCACCUCAGCCGACCCCUGGGGCGACUUUGCCAGUGCUCCCGUCACACCGCCGGCAAACAGCAGCGUGCCGUCGCAGCAGUCGCCAAGUCAAGGGGCCUGGAUUCAAUUUUGAGGAGCCAUCACGACGCCCACCAAAGGCAACCCUUCAGCGAAUGCGAAUGAACGCGCAGUUACAAGGCACAUUCCAUUUUUCCUCCCCGUCUUGGCCACGUCGUCUCCUUCCUUUAAAACUGUUUUCCCGUCUCAAGUGUUCAGCUAAGACUGUAAAGAGAGAGGAAGAAAAAAAGAACCCCCUUCCUUCCCUGCUACCCAGUCCAUCUGUGGAUGGUUGUUUGUUGUACAUAAGUUAUAAAUAUUUAUAAAAAAUAUAUAUACAUAUUGUGGUGUAUACAAAACUCGCGUGCUGCUUAUUAGCUUUUCCUUGAAGUCUAGAUAUAGGAGUUAUUUUCCUACUCUUAUUGUUAGAAAAAAAAGGAAAUGUGAUAUGUCUGGCCAGAAGGGCUGUGGGAAGCCUAGCUCAUGCCUUGAUGGUGCAGUUUUUUUUUCUUAUUCGUUCAUUUUGAAAGAGGGGUCUUUACACUCAAAAUGUUUGUUCGUUAUUUCCUUCCCGUGCUUAAAAGAAAAGAAAAAUUGUCCUCUCUGUACUUAGAUAGGUGUACCACGUGUUAGAUAACGGAAUUCAUGUUUGUGCCUGGCUUAAGAAAAAAAAGGCUAUUGCUUAGAGAGGAAACCCAGUUUUUGCGUGUAUGCCGCGCAUGUAAGUGGCAACUUGAGUGCAACGAGAAGUAAAUGUUUGUAAACGAGAA
This is a messenger RNA of Rhipicephalus microplus (southern cattle tick), 1665 nucleotides long. RefSeq names its product NECAP-like protein CG9132. Lineage: Eukaryota; Metazoa; Arthropoda; Arachnida; Ixodida; Ixodidae. Gene Ontology annotation, biological process: endocytosis. The record is from RefSeq and is a predicted model, not a curated record. Gene Ontology annotation, cellular component: clathrin vesicle coat; membrane.